AAAAUAAACAUGUCUACUUCACAUCGGACGUCAUUUUAAUUGUAAAACUUUUUCAAAUUUCUCCCAAAAUUUAUUGAAAUUUUCCACCAUCUCUUCGAUAAAUUAAAAAUUCAAUAUUUAAAUUAUAAUUUAAACUAUAAAUGAUGUGAAAAUGUGAUCAAUUAAUGUGGAAAAUUUCUUUGUGAAAAUCGCAUUUAUCCAAUUCCAACCAAAAAACAACUCCAACUAAAACCCAGCCAAAACCAACUAAAAGAUAAGUGGACAAAGCUUCAGAGACAACAAAAAAACAAUCAUUGAACUCUCUCUCUCCCCUAAAAACCUUAAAACCAGAUCAUUUAUCUCGUCUGUGGAGCUUCGAAAACCGUUUGAAUUAUAUUUCGUUUGCGUUUAGUUCUGCUCCACGAUUAUGAUAAAAUAAUAAAAAAAAAAAAUCAAUAAACCGCAAUAAAAUAACAAAAAAAAACCUUCAUAUCAGUGAUAACUCAUAACCCACAAGAGUCACAAAGAACUUGGAAAACAAAAAAAAAAAAAAAUUCAAUAUGACUCCACUUGGAAGAAGAAGAACAAAUUUAAUAUUUACACUCGAAUCUUCGUCGUCGAGGAGAACAACGUACAUUUCUUAGAUUAAGGUUUUGGAAUGGAGAAAAUUUGACAGUUGUUCGAGUCUUCCACGACGCCGAAGAAGAUUCGCAUAAUUCUAAUUUUCAAAUAUUCAUCAGCAUAACACAACAAAUUGACAGGUGUAGUUUAUACAGAUAUUUACCAUAAAGAGUACAACUCUGACUUACUACACCUGCAAUAAUUCUUAACAUACAUAUAUAAAGUAUAUACAGUGUUAUUCAUACGAAACUAAAACAAACAAACAAAAUCAAAAUGGGUGGAAACGUACAAUGUCCCGUUUGUACACUGUUUCUGCUUCCGGGCAUGAAUUUGUCGGACCAUCUGGAAACCCACCCAAAAGAACAGGUCAUAAAAGCCUUAGUUCAAAUGAGUCUUAAAACUGAAACAUCUGAUACGUCAACAGCACCAGAUACUCCUAAAAAAGCCAACAAAAGUUCUAUCUCAGAGCCCGAUGAAACCUCUCAUCAAGCCACAGAAGAUGAACGAACUUCUCCGAUAUCGGAAAUUAGUGGCAGUUUGAGUGACACUGCUCCUGCUCCGGUAGAACCGGUACAUACAAAAAGGACUGAAAAAGAAAGCAAUAAUGCAUUGCUCCAAGCUGCAAGACCUUCAAACGUAUCCCUGAAUAGACAGGGACAAGGAUACAUUUUUGAAAGUAGCAGCAGCAACAGUAGCAAUAGCACUGUCUUUGGACCACCGACUCCAUAUUAUCAUCAUCAACAAACACAGCAACAACAACAACAAAAUCAACAACCACAUAAUCAUCAACAACAUCAUCAUCAACAACAACAACAGCAACAGCAACAUCAUCAACAACAACAAAAUCAUCAUCAUCAACAGCAGCAUCAGCAACAUUUAAAUCAAAACUUUCAACCUUAUCAUGGUCUCCCACACGGUGGAAACAAUAACUUCACUGGACAUGGACCAACACAUCCUCCAAUGCGACUUUUCUCCUAUCAACCAACACCCAAGCCAUUGCAGCCACCGCCUGCAUAUGGUGCCGCCAUAAGUCAACUUCGAUCUCAAAAUAGCCAAAAUUUAAUGUCAAACCCCAUUCAUCGACCGCUGUAUUCUCCUGGAAACUACACCCUUCCAUCAUCGGCAUCGACGUCAGCCUCAACAUCAUCGACACCAUCGCGUUUACCACCUCCGCUUCCACCACCACCUCUUAAUCAACGUUAUCAGUCUAAUUUUGAAACAAUGGAUACUACCUUCACUGAAUCGGAAGAUACAAACGCAAUAUCUCCAAGACGAACUUCAAUGACUCCACCAAUAAGACCUCCCCCACAAUUAUAUCGUUCACCUCAAUCUUCAUCAAAUGCCCAAUUCAGUCGACAGUCAAGCUCGCCCUACUCAGUUAUGUCAGGCUCACCAUCUGUCCUGCGAUUUGCUGAGUCUCCUGUUACAGCGCACUAUCUAGAACGAGAAAAUGGUGAUUUCAUUGUACAAGAAACACCCAAACAUGUCGUCGAGUGUGUUGAAAAAGAUGAUGGAGAAUUUUCUGUUAUCGAACGAGUCUAUCAUAUGCCACCGAGUGUUGUUCAAAUAAAUGAAGACGAAGAAGAUGACUUGUCUGAACACGGAUCAAACAGUGAAGAUAUCAAACUAAAUGAAGAUGAUCAUCAAAAUGAGAGUUGGACUAGUGGAGGAACCUCGACGGAUCAAGGGCAAUUAACACAAGCAACACCACAACCGCAAAAGAAAUCCGGUAUAACCGUACUCAGUGAUGUACAAUUAGACUUAAGUGAAUAUCUAGAUCUAGUUGGUAAUAUUAUAGCUUCUGGCAAAGUUGCUAAAAAUCGUUCUGAAUUGAUAAAGAUUGAAAAAUUCGAACCGGAAGAAGUUAAAGAAGAAGAUUCAAUAAGUCUGGAUGAUGAAGAUGUUGAAGCUGCCGUUUUAAUAAAUAACGAUCAUAGCGGAAAUGUCGAAGAACCGAAAUCACAACAAAGCAACGAGCCCUAUUGCCCUAUUUCAUUAGCAUCAUCUUUUUCCAAAUUGGAACCGUGUGGAUUAUCAUCAGUGACUCCUCCGGGAACAACGAGUGUUAUUCGAUUGGCUGCAACAGGCAAUGCAAAAACCAAUACAGCCCCAACAAUUGCAACUGGAAGGGGAUCAAAGAUUGAAAAAUCUACUAAUAAUAAACCCUCUACGUCACUUAAAACAACGACAAAAGUCGAGGAACAAAUGGAUGAAACUAAGGUUGAGGAAGAAAAACCUUCAACUAGCCUUAAAAUAGAAUUGGAAUCAACAAGCAAUAGUAAGUCAUCUGAUAUGGAUGUGGAGUUAGCUGGAACCAGCACACCUACAAAUAACAAGACUGAGGAAGCAAUCAAAGCAACAAAUUUAGACAAUUUAAUACCCCAAGCUCCAGUAGAAGAUAUUUCUACACAGCCAACAGAUGAGAUACCAACAGCAAAAUCUGUUAGCAAAGAAGAAGUAAACAUACCAACUAGUUCGUUUCAAACAACAACAUUGAAACGACCUUUAAAGAAAGGUCCAAAAAAGCUCAUUAUCAAACCUAAAAACAAAGAUUUUGCUAGUACAUCUAAAGCAAUAACGGCAACUCCACGCAUUGAUCCCAUGCCGCCAAUUCAAAUACAAAUGCCAAUACCAUCUACCUCGACGACUGACACUUCCAAUCUACCACAACAACAGCAAAAGGAAGAAGUUACUAUAACAGAAGAUUCCUCACCACGAGACGAACUGAAUAGUAUUAAGAUAGAAAGUUUAUCUUCUGUUACAUCGGAUCCGAUUCUCUUAAGACCAUUGCUAGCCGAUCCUGAUGAGAAACUUCCGCCUGAAGAUGAUGUGGUUCCACCUGAACCUCAACCAUCUACAUCUGCAAAUUCAAUAUCGCCAGAAGAAAAACACAACACAGAGGAGUUCAACUUAGAAGAGCAGAAAUCAACCGCCGAAAUAACAGCACUCAUUAAUGAAUGUUUGAAAAAAGAAGAAGAAGAGGAGGAACAUCCAAUGCAUUCAAUAUUUGGAAUGGACAUUAGAGCCACCGAAGAAACUCUAAGCAAUGCACUGACUGCACCACAACCAAAUCCUGAAUUCCCAUCUCCUUCUUUGUUUGCGAAGCCAAUGACAUCUUUGACAUCGGAGAAUCUAUCGAUUUCAGAAUCCAUGCUUCUUGAUGGCAGUAAUUUGCAUGAACCAAACGAUCACCAACUACACCAUCACCAACAGCCCCAACAUCAACAAAGUAACUCUAACUUUGUAGAGUAUCCAUUUAGUUUCCUCUAUGGCGGUGAUGCAAAUCAGCAAGAUGAGGAGGACAAACACAAUAUCCCAGCACCUAUUUACUGUACUGAGGACUUUAACAAAUACAGCGCAAGUACAAGUGGAGGCAACAGUGCUAGUUGCACCUGGUAUCAGUCACAAAGUAGUGAAAAUGAUUUCGAAAUGGACGGAAAAGGUAGUUAUCUGGAUUUGGAUUCCUGCAAACGAAGUACCUCGUUUGCAGCUGCCACUGAGGGUAGUAUGCCGACUUCGGAUGCACUGAAUAUUAGAACAGAUGAAAAGAUGCCAGCAAAGGGUGAGAUCUCAGAACAAGAAAGCAAUUGUGGUGUGGAGAACUCAUGGAGUCAGCCGCUUUACAAUGAAUUUGCGGUACGCUUUCCGAAUCCAUAUCAAAAUUUCAUGGCGAAUCAUGAGAGCUGGAGUCAAGAUCAUUACUUUCGCCCUCAGGAUUUGAGUUCAUCUGUUGAAACAAAAAAUUUCCCUUUGCGAACAACAGAAGAACCAUCAGCAGUCAUUGAUUCACUUCCAUCAACAUCAAAGCGAAAGAACAAAGAAGCGAUCACAAAAGUGCCUCGCAAGAAGAACUUCCAGUGCACCCACUGCAACACGCACUUCCCACUGCUUAAAGAGAAGAACGCACAUAUGAUUAAACAACACGGUUAUAAACGUGUUAACCGUCGACUGAUACGUGACCCACCGACAUCAACUGUUACCACAGCAACUCUGAAUGCAGUUGAUCCCGCUGCUGGAGCUGCUCCUUUGUUACUUGGUUUGGAUGGAAUUGCACCUCCAUCCUUGCCAAUUGGCGAAGAAGAUGAAGACUCCAAAGCGGCAAUUGUUAAAAUCGAACAAGAGAACCAAGAUUGCAAGAAUAAAAAUCUAUCCAACUUGGCCAUAAGUAGCAACAAAGUAACAUCUUCGUCAACAGCGGUGACAAACAGUGCAACAAGUGCAUCACGCACCAAAUAUGACUCGAUGCGGGCACGAGAUAAUCGAAUGCUUAUCAAUUUCAAUUUGAGUGCACUGAAUGUAAAAAAUGAAGGCGAAGUACACAACUAUUACUUGGAAUCUAAAUCGUCAUUUUGCUGCUUCGUAUGCAAGCGGGACUUUCUUACUGUUAAGCUUUUUGACGAGCAUUUAGUUGAGCAUCCCGCCGAAUGUUUUACAUGUCACAAGAAAUUUACCAGAUGGAAAAACUUUAUGGUUCAUUUAAAGCGACAUUUGGGUUGGAAGGAUUUCGCAUGCACAUAUUGUGAAAAGAAAUUUGUUAUACGUAGCGCUCUGGUAGAACACAUGCGAAUGCAUACCGGCCAGACACCAUUGAAAUGUAAAAUUUGUGGCAAGAGCUUCAAACGUUAUUCGAAUUUAACUCAGCAUCGAAAACGACACGGUACCAAAAUCAAUCGUUCCAAGGAGUACGUUUGUUUUUGCGGCGAAGUUUUACCAUCGAAAGCUCGCUUUAUCUGGCAUAAAGAGACUCACGAUCUAAAGCCAAAAUGCUGUCCAUAUUGCAGAGAUAGAUUUGUGCAUGCGAAUAGCUUGCGGCGUCAUAUAAGACUAGCACAUUCUGACAAAUUCGACUACACCGAACCGAUGGAGUGUCCCAUGUGUAAGCAAAUAUAUGCCAAAUCCAGUAUCAAAGCCCACAUGGCUACUCACUCGAUGGAUACACAACACGAGUGUCUGAUUUGUAGCAAAUCAUUUAGCACUAAGUGGAAUUUGAAGAUACACAAUUGGGUGCAUGCCAAUCGCACUACAAAGCCCUUCAAGUGUGAGCAAUGUGUAAAGGCGUUUGUGCGCGAAGUAGACUACAACAAUCACAUUAAUUCGCAUAAACAAAUCAAGCCCUACACUUGCGAACAUUGCGGAUGCAAGUUCAUUCGCAAAUAUAACUACAUUCGGCACAGACGCGAGCACCACGGCAACAAGAAGUUUACCUGUGAUCUCUGCGGCAAGCUUUUCCACCGGCACUACUAUCUGAUCGAACAUCGGCGCAUUCACACUGGCGAACGACCAUUCCAGUGUACGAUAUGUGGCAAGAGUUCCACCACAAAGACUAACCACAACAAACAUUUGAAGAUUCAUCAUUCACGGGAUCCGUUCACCUCGGAGGCGUAAAGUAUUAAAUAUUUUAUAAACCUUCUCCUAAUUUUUAGUAAUAUUAAUAAUAAUAUAAAAAUUGUCUCUUACUACCUUUGGUAUAAUUUUAAUUGAAUAGAAUUUUUUAAGUUUUUUUUUUUUAUUUAGAUUUUUACUUUUUUGAAUUUUUUUUAUUUUGAUUUUGUUUUUUUUUUAUCUUAUCAAGGUAUUUUUCUCCUACUUCAGUGCAAUCAUUGUUAUAAAGUUUUUUUUAAUAAGAUUUUUUUUUAAAUUAAGUGACACAGAGAUAUGGUUUAAAAUAAGAACUGUGAGUGAGAAUGUAAAAAAAUGGAUAGUGUUUGAAUAAUUUUUCUUUUCUUUUUUUUUGUAUUCUUAGUUUUUUUUUAUCUUGUAAACCCAAAGACUAAAAUGAAAAAAAAAAUGGAAUAUCUGGGAAAUUGUGUGAUUAUUACUGCAAUCGAUAAAUAGUUUUCAUCAAAUACAAUGAAAAUAAAAAAAGUUGUUUAACAAAAAU
Molecule: messenger RNA, 6481 nt
Organism: Episyrphus balteatus (marmalade hoverfly)
Lineage: Eukaryota; Metazoa; Arthropoda; Insecta; Diptera; Syrphidae
Exons: 6
Coding region: 874-5985 (1703 amino acids)
Source: RefSeq, a predicted model, not a curated record